UUUAAUUCGAGUCAUUUCUUUUUGUCUUUUUCUAGUAAAAAUUGAAUUUUUUAUUGAAUUUUUCAAUUAAAUUUUGUGCUUGCCAUUAUCUAUUAAACAUUUUACUGCGCUGUAUACUCGUCGAUCGUAAUUACUCGUGAUUAUACAAUGAAUGAAAAUGGUAUAACUACAUUAUCAACAACAACAGCACCAGUGACAAGAGUUGAAAUGUUGAACGAAAAUCGAAAUGUUUCAAAUUCAGAAAAUACGCAACAUAAUACGUACGAUGGAUACGAGUCAGAACUGGUGGAAGAUUCUAGAAUUACCGUAACAAAGGAUCUAUUCCUCUGCAGAAUUUGCUACAAUUGUGAUCAGAUUGAAAGAUUUAUUUCGCCAUGUGACUGCAAAGGAUCUCUUUACUAUGUACACAAACAGUGUUUGGAGCGUUGGCUCAGUCGUGCUGGAAUUUUGCAUUGCGAGCUGUGCAUGUUCAGAUUCCGAACAAAAUACACAUUAAGAUAUAGCUGUUGCCAGGCUAUCCGGUUGUGGUAUAAACACCCAAACCAUCGGGGACUCAUGCAGUCUGAUGCCAUGCUCUGUACAACAUUAACGGCCAUCAUUCUGGGUUUGCUGGCAAUUGUUUGUUUUGGGUUAGAGUAUUUCAUACCGGAGGGACAGGAAGAUAGAUUCUCUGAACGAUGGAUGAGGGCAACUACCAUUGCACUGCUUGUUGUGUCGUUGAUGGCUUACCUACUCUUUGUCAUAUUUAUGAUAAGGCAACAACUGUGUCCAUUCUAUCGAUGGUGGAGAUCAUCAAGAAUUGUUCGAGUUAUUUUACCAGACGUUAUAAACAAAAACAAUUUCAAUCAUCAAGAACUCUCCAAGAUCUAAUUCUGAAGUUUACGUUACAAUAAAAUUGAAUGGACUGUUAAAUUGUCGUGUGUGUGUG
Bradysia coprophila is the source of this 928-nucleotide messenger RNA. RefSeq names its product E3 ubiquitin-protein ligase MARCHF2. Lineage: Eukaryota; Metazoa; Arthropoda; Insecta; Diptera; Sciaridae. The record is from RefSeq and is a predicted model, not a curated record. Gene Ontology annotation, biological process: protein ubiquitination. Gene Ontology annotation, molecular function: zinc ion binding; ubiquitin-protein transferase activity.